UACACAGACAGACGCGUCACAGUUUGUCUGAUCUUUUCCAAUUUCUCCCUCUGUCGUUAAUCUCGCCAGCUAUCGAUGUCAACAAACAUGCAGGCUCAUCUGUCUGUACAGACACAACUUGCCUCGAUAAUGGACGUGCUUAGUAGAGCAGCCGUUGACGAGAUAAGUCAACUCUUUUCCGAGAGCUCGGCUGAUUUGCAGUUGGAGAUUUCUCGCAGCUACAAAGAAAACGAAGCUCUGAAAAUGAGGAUGAAGGUGAUGAAGAACGAGCUUUUCACCCUGCGACUACAAAGGGCGAGUACACCGCGGGGCAGUCGCUUUUCUUUCAGCAGAACUUUAUGCAGGCCUCGGGGGAAACUCGCAGAUAAGACACCUGAGCACCAGACAUCCAUUUACAGCAGGGAUGAUGCCCCAAUUACAAUAGGGGAAGAGGAGAUACCAUCCACAGUCAAAAAAGAGUGUGCAGAUGUGGAGAGUCCAGAUGUCAUCUUGAUAAAAGAUGAGGAGGGUCCUGAGGAUGACUUUGGAGGAUGUGGGCCAGAUGCAGGUCAUGACGAUAUUUGUGGUGAGAAUGUUACCAUGGUGACACCACAGCCGGAACAUGCCACCCAGAGACUAGGUCACGAUGAGGGACCAUACAGCAUGAAUGACCCUCACGGUCAUGGUCGAGGUGAAGGAGCGCUGUGCAGCGUGACCAGUACUGAGAACUACCCUUUCUUCAGAGCCCCAGAACUACCUCAGAGUUUGCCCUCACACUCUGGUCUGCUGCCGGACCACACAAUCAGCCAUCAGAUACAGCUGAACACUCAUUCUAUUGGGGAACCACUGCAAGGCAACCCCCAAAUGAGGGGCUUGCAGAGUGACAGAGGGGGUCUGCCGAGAGGGGAUACAGGAGGACGGGGUCUGAAAAUCGUACAGGUAGCUUCCCUAGAAACCACCCCAACGACCCCAACAACAACCAUGGUAACAGGGGGUGUGACUGUGAGGCGCCCUAGUCUUGUAAACCAGUUCCAGCGCCACCACGUCCCCCAUGGUACCAAGCCGUUGUUCUGUAGCGACUGUGGGAAGCGCUUCUCUCGCCGGCUUGACUUGAUCCGCCACCGAGCGGUCCACACAGGAGAGAAGCCUGUCAUAUGCAACCUGUGUGGGAACUCGUUUGUCAACAAGACGACACUGAGGGUCCACAUGCGUAUUCAUACAGGGGAGAAACCUUACAUGUGCUCCCUGUGUGGGAAGGGUUUCACCCAGAAUGGCAGCCUGACCAUCCAUCUGAGGACCCACUCUGGGGAGAAACCCUACAGCUGCUCCCACUGUGGAGCCUCUUUCAACAACCCCAGCAACCUGCGCAGACACAUGGUCACACACCCAGAGCAGGCAGGGACGCUGACACUCUGACACCCAAACUCACCGGUGGCCAUUGGGGCUUUAGGUUCUUUAUUUUUCUUCAGCAUUCUCUCAUUCUUGUUCUCAUUCAAUUCCAUAUAUGCUUUAUUGGCAUAAAUGGGUUGUUGCCACUGUGGCCAAAGCAAAGUAUAUGAAGUAUUACAUAAAUUAACAACAUUUUUGAGCAAAAAGAAUCAUAUACAGUGAACAAAAAUAUAAACGCAACAUGCAACAAUUUCAAAGAUUUUACUGAGUUAUAGUUCAUAUAAGGAAAUCGGUCAAUUGAAAUAAAUCCAUUAUGCCCUAAUCUAUGGAUUUCACAUGA
Molecule: messenger RNA, 1708 nt
Organism: Oncorhynchus kisutch (coho salmon)
Lineage: Eukaryota; Metazoa; Chordata; Actinopteri; Salmoniformes; Salmonidae
Product: zinc finger protein 252-like
Exons: 4
Coding region: 76-1395 (439 amino acids)
Biological process (GO): regulation of transcription by RNA polymerase II
Cellular component (GO): PcG protein complex; transcription regulator complex; chromatin
Molecular function (GO): DNA-binding transcription factor activity, RNA polymerase II-specific; RNA polymerase II cis-regulatory region sequence-specific DNA binding
Source: RefSeq, a predicted model, not a curated record